Molecule: messenger RNA, 8171 nt
Organism: Perca fluviatilis (European perch)
Lineage: Eukaryota; Metazoa; Chordata; Actinopteri; Perciformes; Percidae
Gene: zmym2
Product: zinc finger, MYM-type 2
Exons: 25
Coding region: 121-4602 (1493 amino acids)
Molecular function (GO): zinc ion binding
Source: RefSeq, a predicted model, not a curated record
CGAUCUUUGGACGGAAAGUGGAAAGUUCUACGUUCUGCGCAAGCGCUCCCCAGGAUUAAUGUCAAGGCACAAAAGUGGCGCUACACCGUUUCGAGCUCUACUCCGGUGGUUGCCUUAGCGAUGGAUGGGGAGUCAGAACCAAACCCUGCCGUAGCAGAAGAGGCAGGGGAGCGGGUGGAGCCCAUGGAUGCCACUCCCUCCCCCGAGCAACAGACCACGCCCCCCUCCGAGGUGGCUGGGGAGGCAUUUUCCAUGGUAACGGAAGAAGAAGAUGAAGCCGCGAAGGAGGGGGGAACAGAGGACAAUGAUGAGGGUUGCACAGAGGACAAUGAUGAUGAUGAUGUGGUUCUCGUAGGGGAGGAGGAUCUCCAGCCUUCUGCCACAACCCUCUCCCAAGACACGCCCAGCACAGACUGCCUAGAGCCGGCUGCUGCCGUGGCAACUGUAGACAUGUCCACGGCAGAGAUGACCCCCGGUUCUCCUGCGUCUUCCAGCACAUCCACGGUGGCAGCACCUCCUAAACCUCCAACCACAGAAGCAGAGCCUAUUGUCAUUGAUGAUGAGGAUGACUCUGAACAGAAAGAAACUUCCUCCUCCUCACCAGCGCGCCCUGCAGGGUCCUCGGAAUCCCACUCGCCAGGUGCACUCAGCAGCACUGAGCCAGAUUCAGAGAUCAGGAUCGCCAGUGUCACCACACUGGGCUCCAGUAGCCAGAAAGGAAGCUCCACUGUUUCUGCAGUGAAUACGCCACCACAUCCAGUGGACGUCCAGGAAGACUUGAACCUGAUGAUAACCUCGGUGACAUCACUGCAGAGCGGGGCGGCGGCUGUCACAGCGGCAGGUGAGGGCCAGGCAGAGGAAAACGGUCUGCAGAUUAGCAAUGCGUUCAGCCUGAAUCCUGACACCCCAUCUGGUCGACCAACAGCCUCCUUCAACCCUGGGCGGGGCUCAGCCCCCAUGGGCCAGCUGGUACAGAAUGGAGACACAGGGACGCACAACAGGGCAGACUCGUGGAUUUCCCAGUCAGCUUCAGUUCCCCGCAACCAAAAACAGACGGGGGUCGACUCUCCAUCCCCAGCCACCUCCCUACCAAAACCUCCAGGCCAGUCUUCCUCAUCUACUUCCUCCUCAGGCUCCCAGCCACAGCCCAGGACAGUCAAGGUGACCUGUGCCAACUGUAAAAAGCCCCUGAAGAAAGGCCAGACGGCCUACCAGCGUAAAGGCUCCACACACCUGUUCUGCUCCACCACCUGUCUCUCUGCCUUCUCACACAAACCCGCCCCCAAGAAGAGCUGCACCAUGUGCAAAAAGGACAUCACAAACAUGAAGGGUACCAUCGUGGCCCAGGUCGACUCCAGCGAGUCUUUCCAGGAGUUCUGCAGCACGGGCUGCCUCGGUGCAUACGAGAACAAGCAAAACCCUCCAAAAUCAGGCCUCAAAACAAAAUGUACUGUCUGCGGCAAGCUCACAGAGAUCCGGCACGAGGUUAGCUUUAAGACUGUGACCCAUAAGAUCUGCAGCGACACAUGUUUCAACGUUUACCGCAGGGCCAACGGGUUGAUCAUGAACUGCUGUGAGCAAUGUGGCGACUACCUGCCCAGCCGAGCAACAGCCAACCACUUCCUGCUGGUAGAUGGCCAACAGAAACGCUUCUGCUGCCAGAACUGCGUCAGGGAGUACAAGCAGGCCCACAGUAAACUUGCGAGCUGCCUGACUUGCAAAACGCUGAUCAAGACAGGCGAGGUGCUGCACAGCCUCGGAGCCGGUGGCACCAUGGGCUCCUACUGCUCUGUCAACUGCAUGAACAAGGGCAAGCUGGCGUCGACCUCCUUCAUCAACACAGAGCCCACGUGUCACUUCUGUAAGAGGAAUUCAUUACCGCAGUACCAGGCCACGCUGCCAGAGGGAAACAUCCUCAACUUCUGCAGCUCACAGUGUGUUACCAAGUUCCAGAACGCUACUCUUCAAACCGCCACCAACGGACAAACGCCACUCUCCACCACAAACAACAACGUCCAGCUCAAGUGUAACUACUGUCGAUCAGCGUUCAGCUUGAAGCCCGAAACUCUGGAGUGGGAGGACAAGGUCUACCAGUUCUGCAGUAAGACGUGCUGCGAGGACUACAAGAAGCUCCACUGCAUUGUGACAUUCUGUGAGUACUGCCAAGAGGAGAAGACGCUACAUGAGAUGGUCAACUUCUCCGGAGUCAAGAGACCUUUUUGCAGCGAAGGCUGUAAGCUGUUAUUUAAGCAGGAUUUUAUCAAAAGAUUGGGUCUGAAGUGUGUCAGCUGUAACCACUGCAACCAGCUCUGUAAGAGAGGUUUGACCCGGCAGCUCGGUGGCAUGACUCGGGACUUCUGCAGCGAGACCUGUGCCAAGAAGUUCCACGACUGGUACUACAAGGCGGCGAGGUGUGACUGCUGUAAGGUGCAGGGUAACCUGACAGAGUCUGUGAUGUGGAGAGCCGAGAUGAAGCAAUUCUGUGACCAGGAGUGUCUGUUAAAGUUCUACUGCCAGCAGAACGACCCCAUAAUGGUCACACAGAAAGGCCCCGAGAACACCACCCUGGGAUAUGAAAUGCAAGGGGCCAAACUUGGGCUGGUGAACCAGGGUACUGUGGCGUAUGCUGGUGGAGGUUUGAUGAGAGAUGUCAAGAACAAGGCAGUGCUCUGCAAGCCACUCACACUGACCAAGGCUACCUACUGCAAGCCACACAUGCAGAGCAAACAUCUGCAAACAGAUGUAGACGAUGGUGUGAAGAGGGAGUAUAUUCCUGUACCCAUACCUGUGCCUGUCUUCAUCCCCAUGCCCAUGAAUAUGUAUUCCCAGAUCACUCCCACCCCAGUCUCUCUGCCUGUACCGGUUCCUGUGCCUGUGUUCCUGCCCACCACCCUGCAGGGGGCAGAGCAGAUCGUCCAGACCAUCAACGAACUAAAAAACAAGGUGCCCUCCGACCAUCUGGAGGCCCACCUGCUCUCCAUGGCAGAGAUGAUCACAGAGGACCAGAAGCCAGAUGUGAAGCCGGUGAAGGUGAAGAGGGAGAGUAAAAGGAAGUUCUCCAGCAGCAGCUCUGAGGAAGAGGAGCAGGAGAAGCAGGACAAGGUUGAGAAGGAGGAAGAGAAAAAGGAGCAGGAGGAAUUGGAAGUGAAGGAGAACGAGGAAAAGAUAGAAGAGAAAAUGGAGCAGGAGGAAAUGGCAGAGAAGGAGGAGGGAGAGGAGGAGGACAAGUAUGCACCCGACCUAGACCUGGAGGCAGACUUCCCUCAAGCCUCAGACCCUGUUCCAGUUGUGGAGGGCAUGGACGAGGACAUGGGCUUCUCUCUACCUCCAGUCCUGGCUGAGGAGAAGGAGAAGCCGGAAGAGUUGGAGGGCCUGACUGAGGAGAAGGAGAAGCCGGAAGAGUUGGAGGGCCUGGCUGAGGAGAAGGAGAAGCCGGAAGAGUUGGAGGGCCUGGCUGAGGAGAAGGAGAAGCCGGAAGAGUUGGAGGGCCUGGCUGAGGAGAAGGAGAAGCCGGAAGAGUUGGAGGCAUCUGCACCUCGACCACAGCCCAGAAGACAAGGGAACAAGAGGCUGGCGGUGGAGGAGAGCUCAGAUCUGGCCUCGUCCUCUUCCUCCCAUCCAACAGACAGACACUCAGCGGGACGGGCGCUGCCUCUCAAAGCUCGAUAUGGCGUCAAUGCCUGGAAACGCUGGGCACUAUCUCCUUCUGACCAAUCAGAUGACCCCAAAGUAAAGGACAGCUUCAAACCAGCUCGGUCUAAAAGUAACCUGUUGUCGCUGACUUCAGAGGAGUUGAACGUUGCUCUGUCCCGGUUUGUCAGGGAGGUGUGCAGGCCCAGCGGGGAGCGCUACUCUCCAGACAGCAUCCUCUACCUCUGUCUAGGAAUUCAGCAGCAUCUUCACGCCAAAGGCCGGAAGGAUGACCUAUUUAGCGACCCGUGCUACCAGCAGUUUGGAGAGGAGCUUAACAAGGUCCUGAAGGACUGGCAGCCCAGCGUGCUUCCUGAUGGCUCGCUGUGGGGUCGAGUGGAGGAGCAGAGCCUGUGGAGCAGCCGACAGCUCGGGGAGCAGAGUCCGGCCGCUCUGCUGCGCUCUCUGGUUUACUUGAACACCAAAUACUUCGGCCUGCGGACCGUGGAGCAGCACCUCCGCCUCUCCUUCGCCAACGUCUACGGCCCCGACACCGUCCAUCCUGUCACUAAGGAGACCGCCGUCUGCAUCCGCGUGCCUUCCAUCUCUCAGGAUCACCACGUGCAAACCGAGUCGAGGAAGCGUAAGUUGGAGGAAGGCGAUCAGGACUAUGAACCAGACGAUGACUCGGGAGGCUCCGCUGUCCGCUGCCCGGUUAAGAAGCACGAGUGUCACCUUUACGACCUCUACCGAUCUAAGUGCCCAGCGUUGUUGCGGGAGCGUCUAGACGUCUUCUACGUUCAGCCGGGUCCGACCUGCGGUCCCGACGACCCGCAGUGGUUCAGCUCCACGCCGCUGGAGCGACAGAUCCUGGAGCGCCUCCUCACCAGAGUCCUCCUGGUCAGGGACAUUUACACAGACAAACCACACGAGGAGGAAGAGGACAGCGGUGAAGCAGUUGGGGGAGAGUAGCGGUCACUUUGACUUCUGUUAGCAGAGCCUAAACAGUCAGCAGAGGAGGAGGAAGCGGAGGAUAGCUAGUGGUGUGUGUGUGUGUGUGUGUGUGUGUGUGUGUGUGUGUGUGUGUAUAUGUGUGUAUAUGUGUGUAUAUGUGUGUGUGCGCCUCUCCCGUCUUACCCUCCUCGCUGACUUGCUGUUUCCUCCAGGUGAGGGGAGUCCACAACAGAACUUAAGAAAGUAGAGGAUGAUGAAUUUGGUCUUGAAGAGCAGCCUGAACUUUUACUUCUGUUGAUAGAUUCACAAACAGAGGAAGAGGUCCUAAACCAGAAGGGGACAGGGACAAAUCAGUCCUGAUGUGUUGGAUGAUGAGGGGUAAAGGAGGUGGAGCUGCCAUUCAGGUAGCAGACCAAGUGUAUCGACGGUUAUAAUCUAUUGAAUUGGAUGUGCUGCUAAGGAUCUAGCUUGCUUAUAGUGCUCAGACAGACAUGCAGCUUUACAAUAUUUAAACUUUUAACAAGGGUCAUCAGGAGGCGAAGGGACAGGAAGUCAUGGAGUUAUUUUCUCCUACUUGAAGCUUCAAGUCCUCCUCACCAUCGAUCUGUGGAUGGAAAAGAUAGCAGUGUGCUUGGGGGUAAGAGAGAGUAACUUCAUUUUAUACAAAGAGAAUCGAUAAGCGAGGGACAAGGCAGACAAAAGGUCUGGGUGAAACCAGAACCUCUACCUUAGAGGUGGUGCGGAGGAGGAAGAGGGCAGUGCCAGGCUGAUGACGUGUCUACAAAGUUGGCAGGUCACAAUUCUAUCUUUUGAUGCGAUUGGUAGUUAAAUUUGUACAAAAAUAGAAACGCAGAUAGCCAGGUAGGUUUUUGGGCCAAUAGUCACCACUGUUUCCAAUUUAGCAGCUCAUCAUACAACUAUAAGUGCUACUUUCUAUUUUUCUAUUUUAAAGGAUGAUAAACACUGACUAGCAGAAUAUAUAUUGCCUAUAUACAUCUAUACUGGAAAGAUUCAGGCCCACAUCUUUGACCUCACCCAUCAGUGAUGUAACAAUGUACCUUGUCCACUUAUGGGGUUUGAAAAUGUCUAAGUAAGCAAGUAUUUGGUUCAGAAAAUGAAGAUGUAAAGGUCGUGCACACACCCACACAACUGUUAGACUUGUGCUCAGGUAAAGUUUUGCGGUCUUUAGCCAGAUAUUGGCUGGCGAAAUUUGCUCCAGGUCGCGGCUAAAAGCAGGCAGGACAGAAAAUGGCAUGGGUAAGGAUGUAAACAAACGGCAUGAGCGUUUCCUGUUUUGGUGUGAUCUCCAGUCCAUCCUUUAACCGGAAAUUUAUUGGCCAACAGAAACGUUACUUUAGUCGGUUUCAUCACCAUAUUUAGUACAUUAUCACAGACUAUAAACUGCGGUGUCUCUCUUGCGCGCUGUAUGUGAUUUCUCUGGUCAAUAUUGACUUAUUACCUGCAUCAGAAAAGUUACAUCACGCUCUUCGGGGCAAUUUUGUCGAACGGAAAUGUUAUGUGACUGCACUUUUUUUUUUUUUUUUAUGCAGGUAAUAUUGUGAGGUCCCCAAAAACCGGUGUACCAAUAAGAAUGAAAAAUGUGCUUAAAAACGGUAGUAAAGGGAUCUAAUUGGGUAAAUUAAUUGAAAUCAGCUGUGUGGGUGUGUCUAGGGCCUGAACUUAAACUCAAUUAGAUGAGUGUGUUUUUGAUUUGUCAGUAUUUUAAGUGAUGCUAUGUACCGCUGACAACAGUGUCAAAGUCUAAUAAGUGCAUAAGGAAAAGCUUUUUUUUUUUGCCAUGUAGAGUCUGAAGAUGGAAUUUCUGUUUUUCCAACAUGUCUUGAACACAGCAUAAGGACCAGCAUCCUCUUCCUCUCAGUCAGGGCAACCUACUGCUAUCACACAUCUCCAUUAUAACUGCGCUGCUUUCAUUCCUUCCCGCUCACUGCUCUUCCUCUGUCAGUACUACUCUCAGGCAAACCCGUUUUGCACCACAGAGGACUUCAGGAGCCAAAACUGAUCCCAGGACAGUAAAAAGAAGGCUUGCCUCUACAGACCUGACUCGCUGUGUGUGGUGCAGGUUAAUGGCAACCUACCAACAUGCUGAGUUUCUUUAUAGGACAUUAGGGGAACCUUCCUUCAUGCGAUGUAGCAUUAUGUGCGUACUAAGCCCAGAUUGGGUUGCUUUUGAAGUGUAAAUAUCUCUGAAACAAGGUUGUUAUUGAGAUGGAGUCAAUACAGAGAGGGUCACUGUGUAGUUUGGGGGAAAGGAAAAACACCUACUGAAACCUUCAGCUUGAGAAAAAAAAAAAAAAAACCUGCCUCCCGUGAGGCCUUUUUAAAUAGCCUGAUUAUUUCUUUUUAUUAGUUUGACUAUCCUCUUUAUGUUGGGAUGGGAUUCUUUUGGGUGCCAUUUCCUUAACUGUCAUUCAUUGAAAACCUGCUGCAGCCUCUUGUCAAUUUGUAAAGGGUGUUUGUGCAGGAACCUGCUAAACAUGAAGGACACGGAUCAUUCAGAGCUCAACGGACUAUUUUUUUGGAACGUUUGUCCCUGUGUUUGGACUUUCCUGGCAUUUCUGUUAUUGUUAGUCUCCUUUUAAACUUAACUGUUUAGUUUAAAAACUAAGCAUCUCUCCCAGGCUGUUUUAGAGUGCUAGCACUGCAAAGCAAAAGCUUAUAUUCUAAUAACGAAUUGGUUGGACAUGUAUUUUUUUUUUUAUGAACUAUGUUUAUACACUAUCAUUGUUUAUUUAUUUAAUUUUUUUUGUGGUUAAAGUCCCUUUUUUUACUUUUUUAUUUUGUUUGAGUUUUAUUUGACUUUGCUUUCUAAAUGUUUCAAUAAAUUGGAAAAAGUGUCAUAAGUUUAAAAUCAAGUGAACAUUAUUUGAGAAUUUUCUUUUUCUACUUUCUUUUCUUUUGAAUAGGGAGAAUUCUCUAUAAAGCUGGCGCAAACUUACACCCAAACAAAAUGUACCUUUUUUAAAACCAGUGCUAAAACUAUAAGGAGCACCCUCCAGAUGUUGACUUUGACCCACCAUGAACACAAUGUCUUACAUUUACAUUUCUCACUGAUUAAAGUUAGAUUUCUCCCGGCUGAAGUGGAUUAAAGCGGUUAACAAGGUCACAGAACAAAACCUUUUCAGGUUUUUAUUUUACCUUGGACAGGUGUUUUAUUUUGUACACUUGUCUGUGCAUUUAACGGUCUAGCAGUGUAACAGUUCAGGAACAGAGGUUUUGUGGAUUUAGAGGGAGAACACUGGUCUGGAUUUCUGGCACCAGAUCAGUGUCGCCAGCCUCUAAUCUUUUUAAACUUUGACUUUGGAAGUUAACAAAACUGAACCCGGAUCAGAGGACACUGGUAAACCUGGCUGAUUUUUUUUUUUUUUUUUUUCUCCUGGACCCCGAAGCAGUGACCAAACCUCCCACAGGUUUGGACCUACCUAGACGCUGUGGCUGGCUUUAAUGCCGAAUGUGAAUGUGCCUAUCUGUAUAUACUGAAAGUGAGUGAUUGUGAGGCUGAUGCUAUGUGUGUGGGCUGAUCUGCUGAUACGGUCAUGUUAAAUAAAUGAUUUCAUUUUCUAACCAGA